Messenger RNA from Nycticebus coucang (slow loris), 1999 nucleotides. RefSeq names its product Ras suppressor protein 1 (gene RSU1). The record is from RefSeq and is a predicted model, not a curated record. Gene Ontology annotation, molecular function: protein binding. The transcript has 9 exons. Bases 189 to 920 code for a protein of 243 amino acids. NCBI's taxonomy places the organism in Eukaryota, Metazoa, Chordata, Mammalia, Primates, Lorisidae.
GUCGGGAGCGGGCGGGGCGUGGAGCUGGGAGCGGCUCCGGGAGCGCCUGCGCCGAGCGCCCGGCCAGGGCGUGUUCCUCGUUGGUGCCAGUUUUGCCCGGAUCGGGUGUGCAUCUCUAGCCGCCGAAGCGCGUCCCGCCGAAGCCUGUCGCUCCACGCCCACCCCGCUAGGUGCUGCUCUCCGUGACCAUGUCCAAGUCCCUGAAAAAGUUGGUGGAGGAGAGUCGCGAGAAGAACCAGCCGGAAGUGGACAUGAGUGACCGGGGCAUCUCCAACAUGCUGGACGUCAACGGCUUGUUUUCUUUAUCCCAUAUCACACAGCUGGUCCUCAGCCACAACAAGCUAACAACUGUGCCACCGAACAUAGCAGAACUGAAGAAUCUGGAAGUGCUCAACUUUUUUAAUAACCAGAUUGAGGAGCUCCCCACGCAGAUCAGCAGCCUUCAAAAACUGAAACACCUGAACCUCGGCAUGAACAGGCUGAACACGUUGCCACGAGGAUUUGGGUCUCUACCAGCUCUAGAGGUUCUGGACUUGACCUACAACAACUUAAGUGAAAAUUCUCUGCCUGGGAACUUCUUCUACCUUACCACCCUGCGCGCACUCUAUCUAAGUGACAACGAUUUUGAAAUCCUGCCGCCAGAUAUUGGGAAGCUUACAAAGUUGCAGAUACUCAGCCUGAGGGAUAAUGACCUGAUCGGGCUGCCUAAGGAAAUCGGGGAGCUCACCCAGCUUAAGGAACUCCACAUUCAGGGGAACCGUCUGACUGUUCUGCCCCCCGAACUAGGAAACUUGGAUUUAACUGGUCAGAAGCAAGUAUUCAAAGCAGAGAACAAUCCCUGGGUUACCCCGAUUGCUGACCAAUUCCAGCUUGGUGUGUCCCAUGUUUUCGAAUACAUCCGUUCGGAGACAUACAAGUAAACUCUCCAUUCUUCUCUCUGGAGACGUGCUCUGAACAGUCACCCCCAGUGAUGACAUUGCAGCUCUCAUGCAAAAGCUCGCCUUCUGACUCUCGCCUAUGAAGAUGACAGUUCUCUCUGUGAUGGCCAAAUUAAUUAUCAGAAAUGGUUUGCUGGCAGACAGUCGGAUGCUAAUUAUGAUUGGAACUGUAGGAGCCUUGAAACCCAAAUGUGUUAAUGUUCAUUGUUGUUGAUAAAAAUUAAAAACCAUAAAAUAUGGAAGAAAAAUAUUUUAAGUGAAAACAAUACAGAUUAAGCUAGGAAACUUUAAGUCAACUGUAAUCUGAGUGAAAGCUGUGAUACAACCCACAGUUUGGGAGAAGGGCUUCGAGAAGUAGUUAAUUAAUUGUUAGCUUGUUGGUAGACUGAGAACUGAGCUUGGAUAUUUCAACGCAAAGCCAAAAAAAAAAAAAUGAGCUUUAAUUAAAUUUAAGGUGACUUUUAGGGAAGUGUUUUCAGAAAAUCUAAGUUUGAUUAUCUAAUAUGACUUCAUACUGUGUCCCAGGUUUGUGGAAUCUUUCCAGCAGGUUUUACCUAGGAAGAAUUAUUUUCAAUUAAAUGGACCAUGACCAUUGCAGAAGGAAUCAUGAAACGCACCUGUAAUGCAGAGUCGUGCAGUGAACAAAGCCACCCAGCUCACAAAGGGAUAGUCCAGGAGUCAGCUGUACUAAUGCUGGCUUUGAGAAUCAUCUUCUUUCCCAUCAACACUUACAUUAACGAGGUGGAGAGAUGAAGGCAGGCAGGUGCUUUUUGCCAUUUGAUGCAAAAAGGUUGAAAAUUAAAAAACAAUGGGAAACUUGCUAAUUGUUCCAUAUACGUAUGUGAAUGCGCUUCCAUUCUUUAGAAGCACUUACAAUAUUCCAAGCAUACAUUCUAGAAUAAUCUUUAAUGACUAAGAAAACAAAAGGCACCCAUAAACACUUGGGGGAGGAUUUUAUUGGGGAAGGGUCUUAAUCAUUUUUUUCUCAGAGAAAGUUAAAUAAUUUAUGAUUUCUUGUUAAAAUGUGGUGACUAAUAUAAAUAACCAUCUAAAAAAUAAAU